Messenger RNA from Panicum hallii, 1618 nucleotides. RefSeq lists its product as uncharacterized. NCBI's taxonomy places the organism in Eukaryota, Viridiplantae, Streptophyta, Magnoliopsida, Poales, Poaceae. The transcript is spliced from 2 exons. The record is from RefSeq and is a predicted model, not a curated record. The coding region runs from base 153 to 1484 and encodes 443 amino acids.
UCCUCUCCAAGUGCCUAGCUAGCGUACCGUUCUUCCCCAAACCCUGCGAAUUGCGAUCCCCAACUCGAACCCAACCCGCUCAGCGCACCCACCCACAGCCAGAGCCGAGACCAGCCGGGACCUUCCAGGAGCUUCCGGAAGCCGCGUCGUCGAUGGCGGCCGAGGGUGGCGGCGUCGGAGGGCAGGAGGCGUUCGAGGCGCGGGUGAAGCGCCUCUUCGGGUCGCGCCUCUUCGACGCCGUCCCGGACUCCUCCUUCCCGGCGGCGUCCUGGUCCGUGGCCUCGGGCGACGUCGAGCGCCACCGCUGGGCGAAGCCAUCGGAGGCCCGCGACGCCGAGGAGGAGGCCGCGGGGGAGGCCGGCCGCGGGGACACGCCCUGCGCCUCCGCGUUCUACGACGCCAACGGCUGCCUCCGCGGGCGGAGGCGCAGGUCCAGGCAGGAGGAGUUCGAGGGGGGCCUCGACGACCUGGAUGAGGACGAGGAGGAGGACGGGGAAAGGGGGAGGAAGACGGCGGAGGAGGACGAGGAGGAGGGGGUUAGGGUUAACAUCGGUCUCGACCCUACUCUGGAUCGAGAGGAAGAGGAGGACAAGUAUGACAGAGAGGCCUUUGGUAGAGAGGAUGCUGCAGACCGUGUGUACAUGCACGAUAUAAUGGAUGAUGGCAUAAACAUGAGCAUCAACAGUAUAGUCCCUGACCUCCUUGAUGAUUCCAUUGAAGACGUGUACCGUUUCUCGAAGGAUCCUCGGGCAGACAUCAGGGCAGCAUCUGAAAGACUAAGAGAAGAUGAUGGUUUGGCUAAAGAUGGUGACUCUCACUAUGCCGCUCAAGCCAAGGAGCUCCCUACUGUAGGAAUGCAGAUAAAGAAAGCUGUGGAGGAUGUCAAUGUAAAACCUAUACUGAAGAGGAAGGAGGAGCAAGCUGAUUUAAAACCAAGGAAGCGUGUAAGGUUUGAUGCUAGUGUUAAGGAUCCAGAGUCAGAUAUGUUUGAACAUGAUGAAGAUUCUCCAAUGGUUCCUCAAUCCAUGGAUGUAGUCACGGAGAAGGAGAACACGUCCACUCCAUCCGAGUCUCCUGGGGUUCCUGACUACGUAAGGAACCCUUCAAAGUACACACGUUACACCCUGGAUGUACCAGAGUCCAACGAUGCCUCUAACAGGAGAGCUCUUGCAGAUCUGCAUGAUCUGUUAGGGAAAUCAGAUCCCAAUAAGAUACAUUCUGGGACACCUGUUGAGAUUCCUAGCUCGGUCACGUUCAUUCCCCGCAAGAAGUCAGUCGAUGCGAUGGCAGUGGAUGAGGGUCCCAGAACUAGCGAUUCCAAUUCAUCUGUAAUUGGUAUGGUGGCAGGAGCCUCUGAAGAAACUGAUCAAUGUGAGAUGGAUGAAGAUGACAGCAAAGCAUCGUCAACACCACAGAUGCAUACGAACUCAAAGGCGAGCUCCCGUCGUUACAGGUCAAUUAGAACUGAUGGUGAUGACGAGUGAAACUGACAAUAGCAGAGUCCCUAGUCCAAUGUUUAUUUUAAGAAUCUUUCAAGUUUCAGAUUUCCUUAUGUAAAUCGGGAUAUAUGUUUGUACCUUUGCUUUGGUCUUAUGAUAUGAGCAACCAGCUUUUAUUA